Messenger RNA from Rotaria sp. Silwood2, 3525 nucleotides. Lineage: Eukaryota; Metazoa; Rotifera; Eurotatoria; Philodinida; Philodinidae. The record is from the annotation of a GenBank genome assembly.
AUCUUUUUUUCAGAUGAUAGCCCUUCUCAUUCUCUACAAAACUGUAUAUUUCAAUCAACUAUCUACAUAUGUAUUCAUGUAGAUAACAUCAAUUUACAGAGAGGGGUCGAAACUUUCUGACUACCCUUUAUUUUGUCUUUGCGAAAGAUAUACUAUUAAUAAUAGAAUAUUAAAAUAGACAUCAGAGAACGUCACACGACGAUGUUUUUCAUUCUGUCCUGUCUGCCGUAGGACAAUUAUUCUGUCGUCCUGUUUUGCAGGACGCAGGACAGGAUAUGAAGUAUUCCGUCCGACAUGCUAACCUACCAGUCGAUGUUGUCAUUUUAUUUUUUACAAGGAUAAAAACUUGUUUCUGUGGUGUAAUGGUAAAUGAUAUAAAAUUACUAAUCACAUGAAGAUCAUUUAUAAGGUUUCGUCAAUAAACUUAUCACACGUGUUCCACUAGAAAAAAAUGAAUGAAAAAAUAGCAUCCUUAAUGUGAACAAAAGAAUACAAAAAAAAAUAGAAGGAUAUCGGAUCCAAAAUAGAAACAGAUAUGAAUGAGAAAGGAUAAACUUUCUUCAUACUGCUUGUUCUUGAAUUUUUCGUAUGAGUGAAUAAAUAAUAUGCUAUCAAUUUGAGUUGGUGGUACUCUAUCAUGAAUGAAAAACCAUGAUCAUAACCUUAUCGUACCUUACUCAACAAAAUUUUCAUCUUACUUUUUCUUAUACAGCAUUAACCUGAAGGGUCCUAAAAUUGAUAAGUAGCAAAAUAGUAUCAAGAGAAGGUUUACAAGUAAAGUUUUUUUCUCAUUCUGUGGUCCUAGGGAAAUAUUUUCUAACCAUAAAGUUACACUAACCUUGAACAUGCUUUAUGUUACACUACUCGACCUGAUUGUUAGGUUACGCUACUCUCAACAUCUAUACUUAGGCGUCCUGCAGGUCCUGCCUCGUUCUCUGAUAAAUAUAUAAUAAAUUCUAAUGAGAAAGAUUCAUUCAAUUUUAUUUCUAUAAUAUAAGUUGAAUAUCGAAGUUACUUAAUAAAAUCCCAAUGGUCUAUUUGGAUAAAUAUUCACUUAAUAUAAAUAUUCUAAUUGAUGUUCCUCAAGAGAAAUAGUCAUUGAUCUCGGUCAAACGAGUUUAAUAUGCAAAACGAAACAUCACUGUGGUCAGUUUUUUGAAAAAAAAAUAUGAAAAAUGGAAAAAAAUGCAUAUCGACCGGUUCGGAUGUUCACUUUUACCGGAUGCAACACUGCCGUGGAGAAGAGUAGAAUUGUUUUUUUAGAAUUCUCGCUCAGCACAUUUCUGUUUAACCCUUUGACGGUCAGUGGUACAUAUAUGUACCAGUUUUUUUAUUUGAGUUAUACUUGUGCUGUACCUUCUGUUAACUUUGAUCUUGAUGCUUGUUUUCGUAUAGGAUGUAGUCGUUGUUACGCUAAAGCUCUUCCCACCCCCCUCCCGCCACACAAUAGAAGGACUUCUUAAUUAAUUAAUUUUUUCGAAAAUUUGGAACUUUAAUGAGCAUAUUUACAUCAAAAUAUGCCUAGUUUUCAGGAUGUUGUGGUGAAAAUCCUAAAAAACUGAGGUUAGCAUUAUUUCUGGACUUUUAAAACCCUAAAAAUGCCUUCUGAAACAAUAAAAAUCCUUUUGGUUUCCUGAAAAAUCUUUUUAAUAAGAAAUUGUAUUAAAGUUGGAACACAAUAGAAGACCUCCUUAGGAAGUUUUUCACGCUUGGACGUAAUAGUAAACCGGAGUCUUCUAUUGUGGAGGAAGAAGGACUUUAGCGCAACAACGGUCACGUUCUAUAUAAAAACAAGCGCUCAGACUGCAGUUACAGAAGGCACAGCACAAGUAUAACUCAAAAUCAAAAAAGUGGUACAUAUAUGCACCACCAGUCGUCAAAACGUUAACGAGAAAAAAAGAUCAAUGCUGAAAUAUGAAUGUCACUUUAUUUAAUAGAAACAUUUUUUUUGAUAAGUAAAAUUCAAUCAAUAUAUAUAAAUCUUCUAUUAAUAUAGUAAAUAUUGAAAAGUAAUUUUUUUUCUUAUAAAUCAAUCUGAAAUAGAGUGGGAUUUUUAUAUUUAUCUUAUGUUGAAUAAUGGCUUGUUGAUUAUUAAAAAUCUUAUGAUAAAGUGAACAUUUCUAUUAUAAUCAUAUUGAGAAGAAUAAGAAAAAAUAACACUAAUCUAAAACUGAUGUUAACUAUCUCAAAAGAAAAUAACUUAGGAAGACUUAAUGUAUUUUUUUCAUAAAAGGAAAAAGUACACAAUUAAAAUAAGGUUUUUUUUGUAGAUUGUAGAAGUUUUUACGGUGCAUCUUGUAAUGCUUUUUUUUUAACAAAACGUAUUUAGUGAUUAAAAUAUGGCAUACACAAUGCAGCCACCCAUUGUUGGUCACCCGAUAUGUAACAACUGGAUAUUGAUGAAUUUCUUCGGUAUUACCAAAAUAUGUUCUGAACAAGAAAAUAAUACACUCCUAUAAAUUAUAACCAAUCGCGCACGAAAUUAGACAUUCAGGAGCGGCGACCCAUAGGAUCACCGAUGACUGAAUACGAACUAUAUGCUGAAAUUCAUUUAAGAAAAUUGCAAGAGAAAAUAGAUAGUUUCGAUCUUUUUACAAAACGAUUAUCUCGGACAAUAUUAUAAACAUUUUUUAUGUGCAUGUGUGUUCAGCGAUGAUUCUCAAACUAGAAUGCAGUGAGUAAGAACAGAUUAUGAUUAGAUCAAGUUCAGUCGAGCGUCAAGCGAAUUCUGAUGACUACCGUUAGUUGUUAUUUAUGAAGAAUAGUUAAAAGAUAAAGUUAUUUUUGUAAAAGGAAAAUAUAUUUGAUUUUUUUUAUUUAAAAAAAAUUAUUUAAUUUUAUUUUAAAGAUUUGUUUGACGAUACUGAUCAGUCAUCAAUAAAUUUAUAUGAUAAAAUUGCAAUAUGUUAUGUUCGAUGUUCAAUAGAAAAUAUUUGUUUUUCAUCACGUUAUCCAAAUCAAACUCUAUAUGUAUUACUAUAUACAUUUUUAAUAAUGAUUGGUCUUGUUCUUUUUUCAAUAGCAACAACAUUAUCAACAACAAUUACAUUUGUUGCAUUAGAUAAUCCAAAUAUAUUUGGCAAACAACGUGCUUGGGGUACUUUAGGUUCUGGAACAUCGGCGUUUAUUGUUAGUCGACUUUAUUUAUAUUUUAAAAAAGAAUAUAUUUACAUAUUAGCAUUUAUUAUGUCUACAAUUAUUUGUAUAAUUAGUACAAGUUUAAUUAAGCUCAGAUCUGAUAAUUUUAAACAAUCUAAACGAAUUAUUUCGGAUAAGUCUCGUAGAAAAGAAUUCAAGGAUUUUUCUCCUGAUAAUAAUCAAUAUGAGGAUAAUACUACGAAAAAUAAUUUAUCAAAGAUUCAUUUACUAAUUCCAUUAUGCAAACAAUUCGAUGUUAUUGUUUUUCUUUUAACAACAUUUAUCUGGGGAAUAUCAUUUGGUGUUAUGGAUCCGGUAAAGAUUUAUCGUUUUACUGAUUUAUUGAAUGAGAAUAUUUCAUUGAAUUUGAAUUUUUUUCAUUUUUAA